Messenger RNA from Rhodamnia argentea, 669 nucleotides. Its product is annotated as PHD finger protein ALFIN-LIKE 4-like. Gene Ontology annotation, cellular component: nucleus. Gene Ontology annotation, biological process: regulation of DNA-templated transcription. Gene Ontology annotation, molecular function: transcription cis-regulatory region binding; histone binding; transcription coregulator activity. The transcript has 4 exons. Lineage: Eukaryota; Viridiplantae; Streptophyta; Magnoliopsida; Myrtales; Myrtaceae. Bases 1 to 669 code for a protein of 222 amino acids. The record is from RefSeq and is a predicted model, not a curated record.
AUGGCGAAUCGAGGGCUAUCAGUGCAGGAGUUGUUCGGCCAUAUCAAAGGCUGUCGGGCUGGCAUUAUCAGGGCUCUCACCACUGAGGAAGAGCCCAUGUGCCUGUUUGGGCUUCCAGAUGGGACAUGGGAACUUAGACUCCCCGAGGAUAUGGUUCCCCCAGAUCUUCCUGAGCCAAUGUUGGGAGUUAAUUACGGCAAAGUUGACACAUCGUUGGACCAGUGGCUUCGAACUGUUGCAGCACACAGCGAUUCAUGGUUGAUUGCUUUGGCUUUCAGCAUUGCCUCGAACUUCCAUUUCGGGAAGAAGAAGAGGAAGACGCUCUUUAACAAGAUAAAUGAACUCCCAACUGUACUAGAAGCUGUUAAACAGUUCUACCGAGAGCACCAAGCCACCAUCAAAAGCAGCAGCCAAACCAAAUCUGGAGAGAGGAUGCGUGCACAGCAAUCCCAAGUCGUAGCACAGCCUGCAGAAGCGCAGGACGAUGAAGAAGAUAAUAUACCCUGUGGAUCUUGCCGGCGGGUUUGCGAAGGUGAUGAGUUCUGGAUUUUCUGCGAUACGUGCAGGAUAUGGUACCAUGGAGAUUGUGUCAAUAUGACGGCCGAAAUGGCUAGGCUCAUCAAACAGUACACAUGUCCUUACUGCCGUGGCAAGAGGGCUCGAGUUUGA